CCGACGUGUGUGCUUCCUGCACACACAAACGUACCAUGUCGAGAGAAGGACUCGGAUUACCACGCGGUAUCGGUCAACGGGAUUACGGUGCGAUGAGUAGCACCACGGCAGGGACCACCUCGGACGGGAACUUUGGCGGCUUUAGCCCGACCGAGUUCAUCUCGCUGAGCGAAUCGAUUGCGGCGAACACAAUCUUCGUGAAGCAAAGUUGGCAGUUUCUAGAGAAGGCGAACCGUACGAUCGGUACGGCAAAAGACAAUCAGUCGCUUAGGGAUAAAAUAAAUGAUAUUCAAACGGGCACGAAUCAGCGGAUCGCCACCACCACCAAAGACCUGCAACGGUUAACGGUGGUUGUGCGCGGUGGCGAUAAGCAGCAAAAGUUGCAGGUCGAAAAGCUAACCUCUGACUUCAAGCAAGUGGUUCAGUUUUACUCCAAAAGCCAACAGAGUAUAGCGGCAAAGAUGAAGCAGGUGUUUCUGGUUAAUGCAUCCCAGGCGGAUGAUCUGCUCGCGGCCGAAGGUUCGGCUGGCAUACCCGGCACGGCCGAACAGCAGCAGGAGCUACAGAAGCAGAAGCAACUUCAGCAGAGCUUACAGUUCGAGCAGGAUAUGCUGCUCGAGCGGGAGCAACGGUUCCGGGAGAUUGAGGCGAACGUGCUGGACGUUAAUCAUAUCAUGCGGGAGCUAAGCAAUCUCACGUCGCAGCAGAGUGAAGUGAUUGACACGAUCGAAAACUCAAUCGGCCGGACGGUAGACAACGUGGAGAGCGGGGCAGAAGAGCUGGUAAAGGCGGCCGAAUAUCAGAACCGAUAUCGGCGCAAGGUGUUGAUAUUACUGAUUGUCGCUGUGAUACUGGGGCUCGUGGUGACCGGUAUUAUCGUGUCGAAGCUGAAGAGCUAAGAAGCCGCUU
Anopheles maculipalpis is the source of this 909-nucleotide messenger RNA. RefSeq names its product syntaxin-12 (gene Syx13). Bases 36 to 899 code for a protein of 287 amino acids. The transcript has 5 exons. The record is from RefSeq and is a predicted model, not a curated record. Gene Ontology annotation, biological process: vesicle-mediated transport; intracellular protein transport; vesicle fusion. Gene Ontology annotation, molecular function: SNAP receptor activity; SNARE binding. NCBI's taxonomy places the organism in Eukaryota, Metazoa, Arthropoda, Insecta, Diptera, Culicidae. Gene Ontology annotation, cellular component: SNARE complex; membrane; endomembrane system.